This is a messenger RNA of Vitis vinifera (wine grape), 1069 nucleotides long. RefSeq names its product chaperone protein dnaJ 11, chloroplastic. The record is from RefSeq and is a predicted model, not a curated record. The coding region runs from base 263 to 751 and encodes 162 amino acids. NCBI's taxonomy places the organism in Eukaryota, Viridiplantae, Streptophyta, Magnoliopsida, Vitales, Vitaceae. The transcript has a single exon.
AUGGGCGAACGGACACGUCAGACGCGUUGCAAUUUCGCAAUUAAAACCGGCGAUGGAAUUAUGGAAAUGGAUAAGCAGUUUGCUGACUCAGCAGCACAGCAGCACCCGACAGUGCCACCGGAUAAGCACUUGUACUCUAUUUUCUGUUUUUAAGUUUUAAGUCCAUAAACUUAACCAUGGUUAAAUCUUUACUCUCUCGUUUAUAUAUAGUCAACCCACCUCCCCGCCGCUCUCCCAUCAUAACUUUUUAACACACUGUAUAAUGCUCUCUGCAUCUUCUCCUUCAUUUCUCCGGCCAUCUCCUCGCUUCACCGGCAGAGCUUUUUCUCCGGCGCCGCCGCGUGUCAGCUACCGUCAGCCCUGUGUUUCCGCCGUUUACACCUCCACUGAAAGAGCGAGGCCCUCUUACCUGAGCCUCGCCGAAACGGCGUCGUGCGCCUCUCUUUAUGAGAUCCUUGGCAUCCGUAUGGGCGCCACCAGUCAAGAGAUCAAGUCGGCGUACCGGAAAUUGGCUAGAGUUUGUCAUCCUGAUGUUGCUGCGAUCAGCCGGAAGGAUUCGUCAGCCGAUGAGUUCAUGAGGAUCCACGCAGCUUACUCGACUCUCUCUGAUCCUGAGAAACGCGCCGAUUAUGACAGGUCGCUUUUUAUGCGGCAACAGCCGAUCGAAUCUUACGCCGGCAUUUCUUCUCCGACGAUGUCCGGAUUUUCCGGCUAUACUCGCCGAAAUUGGGAAACGGAUCAGUGCUGGUAGGGAAUUGAUUUAGUCACUAAUCAAGAUUAUGUGAGUGAUUGCUAGAGAUUGAAGCUCAGAAAAUUGCUUGCUUGUACAUAAUUUGGUGUCCAUACAAAAUGAAGAAGCCUAAUACACAGGAAGCGCUAACGCCAAGCUUCCCAGUUGAAAUCAAAGCCGAUUAUUUAGUUCAUGGCUUGAUAAGGACUCAUAGGGCUGUAAUGAUUUUUCCCACGGUGCUUAUGAACGUGUAACACGCCCAGUUUCGAGAUGAACCACUGUAAUAUAAUAUUACUUCUUAAUAACAGUUUACAUAAAAAGAGAAUUUUAUUCCUAUUA